AUGAGCGUGGACCCACGAUCCUAUCUCUCGCGUGAGCUCCCCCAGUCAACCACAGAGCUCGUCUUCCCGGUGACAAGUUUGAUCAGCUUAUCCCUGCUGAGCCUCGUCCUCAUCCACCGAUAUAUCAAGUACCGUUGCCGACGAGCACAUCUCCCUGUCUUGGACACCAAACAAGACGUUGAAAACAAAGACCAAAGUCCCUGGCUCGCAUCGACCAUGGAGAAAGGAGACAUUGCCACAUUCAGCUCGCUCCCGUUGUCCGCUUGCGAUAUCCUCCGGCCGCUGUCCCAUACUAUUCCUUUGCCAAGCAGUGGGGCUCUUGCCGCCAUGGCGAGGGAGGAGCAAGCUCGGAGAUUGCCGUCUGGGAGUAAUCCGGCAUCAACGGAUGCUUUGCCCGUUGCGGAUGAGUCGGUGCAUAAGCACAAUGAGUCGAUUGAGCAAAUGCGCCACGAGGAUAUCGAAGGGGUGAGAACUUGGAAGAGGGUUGUUGUUGAAUAUAGAUAG
Molecule: messenger RNA, 504 nt
Organism: Penicillium paradoxum
Lineage: Eukaryota; Fungi; Ascomycota; Eurotiomycetes; Eurotiales; Aspergillaceae
Exons: 1
Coding region: 1-504 (167 amino acids)
Source: RefSeq, a predicted model, not a curated record